UUUUUCACCUCAGAUAAAAUUUUUAUCUUUAUAGUCGACACCAGUUUCUCUUGAGCACUCAUCAGUCUCGCUUCGACCAAAUGUUGUUUCAAUUCGGUGCAAUAAAGCCCUCAGCGUUCAAAAAACAUGGCAAAAAAGGUGUCGGGUGAUUCGAACGAAAUGAGGGAAUUCGCAGCAAGAAUAUGCAGGGAUUAUCUCUAUGGGCCAUGGAAAAGCGUCACUGCACAGAAUAUUGGGUUCAAACACAUCAGCGGUGGCUUGUCCAACCUCCUCUACCACAUAUCCUUGCCGGAAUCCCUCGUCGAAGAGAGCAAGGAUUUGGGUGAACCCCAAGAGGUCCUGAUCCGCGUCUACGGUCAGACCCACGGCGAGCACGCCCUCGAAGCCCUCAUCACCGAAAGCGUUGUCUUCACGUUAUUAAGCGAAAGAGGUCUUGGUCCAAAACUCCACGGAAUUUUUCCAGGAGGUCGUAUCGAGCAAUACAUCAAUGCCAGACCAUUGCGUACCAGAGAACUCGCCGACGAGAAGUUGUCGGUAAAGAUUGCACAGAAAAUGGCCGCCAUACACACCAUGGAGGUGCCCCUCCACAAGGAGCCCGGUUGGCUCUGGGACACCAUCGAUCGAUGGUUGAGGACAUGCGAAUCGAAAUUGAAAAGUGAUGAUGUUCCUGAAUUUUUCCGAAACGCCGUAAAUUGCGACUUUUUGUCGGAAGUUGAUUGGUUGAAAAAACGACUAGAGAUGGAGAAUUGUCCGGUCGUUUUUUGUCACAACGACAUGCAAGAAGGCAAUAUUUUGGUCAGACAAGACGCCCCGGAAAAUAACAAUAACAACGAUCCGCAGAUCGUCGUCAUUGAUUUUGAGUACUGCUCAUACAACUACCGCUCAUUCGACAUCGCCAACCAUUUCGUCGAAUGGAUCUACGAUUACACCGAAGAGGAGUACCCCUUCUACAAGGAAAACCUUGAGAAUUACCCAUCGAAAAAACAACGGCUCCUAUUCAUCAAAGCCUACUUGGAGGCGCGUGGUUCGAAAGAGAACCCCAAGAAAAUUUUACGUGAAGUGGAAGUCUUCACGCUUGCCUCCCAUUUCUUCUGGGGGAUUUGGGGGAUUAUCAACGCAGGCACAUCCCAAAUCCCAUUUGGUUAUUGGGAAUAUGCCGCAGCCCGUUUGAGGAAUUAUUUCCACCAGAAAAAGAAGUUUACUUUGGAUUUGAAACCGCUAGUGACGUCACUUCCGACUAAACGGAAGAGUUGCAGUCUGGAGUGAAAUCGCUUACUUCCGGUUAACUUUCGACUAGUCGAGGUUGCUAACUAAAGGCUGAUGAUUUUACACGUGAUAUUAGAUAUCAAAAAGUGUGGCAAGUGUACCUAAGAUGAGAGCUCGUGAUUGGUUAUUAGUAAUUUAUCAUCAUCACAUUUUACCCACAAUUUUUACUAUUUGCACAGAAAUUAUUUAUAUUAGAAAAAUUCAAGUUGAUAGCCGAGGGCUAAUCUCGUUUGGUUACGUUUGUUGUCUGUUGAAAUGUACUUAAUAUUCGGGAAUAUUAAUGUUCGAAUUUUAAAUGCAUUUAAAUAUUAUUACAUAUGUAUAUAAGUUAUUCGUAUUCUCAAUUAAGAUCAUUUUAUCUUUUGUAAAUAUUUAUUUUAAUAAAUAAUAAAGUCCCA
Molecule: messenger RNA, 1664 nt
Organism: Tribolium madens (black flour beetle)
Lineage: Eukaryota; Metazoa; Arthropoda; Insecta; Coleoptera; Tenebrionidae
Product: choline/ethanolamine kinase
Exons: 6
Coding region: 127-1266 (379 amino acids)
Biological process (GO): phosphatidylethanolamine biosynthetic process; CDP-choline pathway
Cellular component (GO): cytoplasm
Molecular function (GO): choline kinase activity; ethanolamine kinase activity
Source: RefSeq, a predicted model, not a curated record